Molecule: messenger RNA, 618 nt
Organism: Fusarium oxysporum Fo47
Lineage: Eukaryota; Fungi; Ascomycota; Sordariomycetes; Hypocreales; Nectriaceae
Exons: 1
Source: RefSeq, a predicted model, not a curated record
CAGAAGCAGAAUAUAGAGAACCUCAACGAGUCGCAGAUCUGUGAUGCAUUCAUUGAAUCAUCUCGCGAAGUCAACCCGCCGUUCUACAACUAUAUGAAGUCCAAGGAAGCUCAGGUUGAAAGCGAGAAAAACCUCGUUAAGGAGGCUGCAAAAACCAUGAAGAUCUCAAAUGCGUUUCUUACCGCACUCAAUGAGAUUAAUCCUGGCCACGCCAGUAGCGGUUCUGUCGCUAUCUUAAGUUCGACUGAUUCUGAAGAGGAAGAAAAUAAUGAAGAUGACGAUGUCACCAUUGUUCAGAAAGCUCAGAAUACAGUAAAUAGAGCAAUCAAGACCUUCCGCAAAUUCAAUCCAACCCUCUCCGAGAAGAAGAUUACAAUCGGAUUCUGCAUUAAGCAGUUCAGGACAAUGGCACCACCGAAGGAAAAGGCUAUUAGAGGGCGAGCAGCCCACGCCACUCUUCAAGGAAGAAAGCACAAUAAUGAUUCAGAUCUGCAGAACGAAGGGGAUCAGCCGCAACAGAAAAGACAGCGAACAGGACAUUCAUCCUUGAACACGGGUUUCCGAAAUUGCGUCUGCGGCAUGUCCCACAAGUACACUGAGUGUUAUUAUCUUAAUCCU